UUUAGUUUAAUGCGUGGUUGUAUCAGAUGAAGAUUAUAAACUCGAAUGAGAAUGAUUAGUGCCGAUAAAAUUCGUCGUUAAACGCGCAUGUCAUUUUAUUUGUAUUAUUACUAAUAUUAUUAUUAUUAUUAUUAUUGUUAUUAUAUCAUUAUUAUUCAAAGCGUUACUCGUUGUCAUAUGAAUAUAAUGUUUCAAAUCUAUCGCGAGCGUACAUAAUAUACGUGCAUUUCUCGCCGUGUUAAUUGCGUUGAUUGUUUGAGUACAAAAAAUAUACACAUUUUUUAAUACAUUUAUGGCUCUGGGCGCUUUCGAUUAUGUUGUGCUUACGGUCACGUUGCUCGCGUCCGCCGCGAUCGGAGUGUAUUACCGGCUCACUGGUGGCAAACAGCAAACGACACAGGAAUACAUGCUGGGAGACAAGAAACUGUCCAUUAUACCUGUGGGGUUUUCGUUAAUGGCCAGUUUCAUGUGUGCUACAGCCAUGUUCGGGUUGAGCGCCGAAAACUACCUGAGAGGAACACAAUUUAUGGUCAUUAAUGCAUCCAACAUUAUCGGCACACCUAUUGUCGCCUAUGUUUUCCUGCCAGUAUUCUAUAAACUCGGAUAUCUAUCCGUCUACCAGUAUUUGGAAGAGCGUUUCGGCAAGUCGACCAGAAUCGUCGCGUCCGUGGCGUUUAGCGUCCAAACGGUGCUGCGAACUGCACUGGUGCUGUACGCGGCCUCGCUGGCCCUGAACGCGAUCGCUGGCUUUUCUCAGACAGCGUCCAUGACGGUUGUCGGCAUUUUGUGCACGUUUUACUCGACCGUGGGCGGGAUAAAAGCCGUAAUCGUCACCGAUUUGUUUCAGUCCUUGCUCAUGUUUGGGUCUGUUUUCACCGUCAUUGCUGUGGCAGCGGUUGAUGUUGGCGGACUGUCAGAGAUCUGGAGGAUCGCUUACGAUUACGGUCGCGUAGAACUGUUCAACUUUCAGAUCGACCCGACGGUCAGGCAUAGCUGGUGGUCUCUGAUGCUGGGUGGAAUGUUCACGUACGUCUCGGUGUACGGUGUCAACCAGGUGCAGGUGCAACGUUACCUGACCAUGAAGGACUACGGUACCGCGGUUAGGACUCUGUGGUUCUCUUGGCCAAUCACCGCGUUCCUGUCGCUAUCGAUGUGCUUCGCGGGCCUGGCCAUAUUCUCCAAAUACCGGGACUGUGACCCGAUCAAGGAGGGCAGAAUAAAUAGCGGCGAUCAGCUGAUGGCUCUGUUCGUGAUGGACACGAUGACCCACGUACCUGGAUUAACCGGCCUGUUUUUGGCGGGUGUAUGCUCAUCGGCACUGUGCUCCGUAUCCGCAGCCCUCAAUUCACUGGCUGCCGUCACACUCGAGGACUACGUCACACCACUGACCAACGUCGACAUACCCGAUGAGAAACGAGUGCUGUGGCUCAAAGUCCUUGUCGUCGUCUACGGGAUACUAUCGAUAGCGUUAGCGUUUUGUGCGAGUUUCGUGGGACCGCUGCUGCAGGCAUCGAUGGUGAUUUUGGGAAUCAUUGGAGGACCUAUGUUGGCGGUGUUCACUCUAGGCAUACUCGUACCGUACGCAAACCAAAAGGGCGCUUUGGUGGGUCUGAUCGCGGGCCUCGUGUUUUCGUUCGUCCUGGGACUUGGAGGACCCAAACCGCCGGUGCAAGAUUUGCCCACGUACACCAACGGGUGUUUGCCGGACUCGUUUCGUGACUUGCACGUAAACGCUUCGUCUACCGCCACCCAACUACUGACUACCGCAGCCACACCGGAGGCUCACGAAGACAAUUACAUGUAUUUGUAUAAGAUAAGUUACAUGUAUUAUAUAGUCAUCGGUUUCGCAACCACUGUAUUAGUGACGUUGGUGGCAAGCUUGUUCUUCGAAUCGAAUGUAAAUACUCUUGAUCCGAAACUACUUUUCUCGGCUAAUCCAAAUGGUGCAGAAACACAAGUUGAAACGAGACAAAAAAGACAUUCAACCGUCUCGAAAACUGUCACGUUUUCCAUUAAUUCGUGAAAAAAUAUCAUUGUUUGUUAUUAUUAUUAUACAUUUCUAACUAAUAUUAAUAGUUUAAUUUAUAAUACAAUAAUGAUAAGUAUUUUUGUUCAACUUUAUCAUUUUAACCAGAAAGUGAAUUAACUAUUUAUAUGUUUGUUGAGUAUA
Myzus persicae (green peach aphid) is the source of this 2170-nucleotide messenger RNA. RefSeq names its product putative sodium-dependent multivitamin transporter. Gene Ontology annotation, molecular function: symporter activity. Gene Ontology annotation, cellular component: membrane. The record is from RefSeq and is a predicted model, not a curated record. The transcript is spliced from 9 exons. Bases 293 to 2023 code for a protein of 576 amino acids. Gene Ontology annotation, biological process: transmembrane transport; sodium ion transport. NCBI's taxonomy places the organism in Eukaryota, Metazoa, Arthropoda, Insecta, Hemiptera, Aphididae.